AUGGUCGUCAAUGCUACCAACCAAACCAAAGCGUGGUUGUGCUUUGAGGGGAAUAUGAAGUCACACAUAAAAGGCUCCCAUGACAUCACUAAAGCUUACAGGUCACCUGUGGUGAGGGCCAGGAAGAGAACUUGUGUGGAGCCCUGGGUUAUUGGCCUCAUCUCUUUCUUAUCCCUGAUUGUGCUGGCAGUGUGCAUUGGACUCACUGUUCACUAUGUCAGAUACAAUCACAGGAGGACCUACAAUUACUACAGCACAUUGCGGUUCACAAGCGACAAGCUGUAUUCUGAGUUUGGAAGAGAGGCUUCUAAAAAUUUCACUGAAAUGAGCCAGAAAAUUGAAACUAUGGUGAAAAAUGCAUUUUACAGAUCUCCACUAAGGGGACAGCUUACCAAGGCUCAUAUUAUCAAGUUCAGUAAAGAAGACGAUGGAGUGUUGGCUCACAUGCUGCUGAUUUUUCGAAUUCGCUCUACCGAGGAUCCUGAAAUUGUGCAUAAAAUCAUUGAACAUGUUCUGCAUGAAAAGCUGAAACAAGCUACAGGACCCCCUAACGUUGAUCCCAAUUCAGUUGAAAUUAAAAAAAUCAACAAGACAGAAACAGACAACUAUCUCAACCAUUGCUGUGGGACCCGACGGAACAGAUCUACAGUACAGACUAGUCUCAGGAUUGUCGGUGGGACACGCGUGGAAGAGGGAGAAUGGCCCUGGCAAAGCAGCCUGCAGUGGGAUGGGUCUCAUCGCUGUGGAGCAACUUUGAUCAACAGCACAUGGCUCGUGAGUGCUGCUCACUGUUUCCGAACGCACAAGGACUCAUCCAGAUGGACCGCUUCCUUUGGGGCAACAUUACAGCCUCCAAAACUGACAACAGGCUUCCGGAGGAUAAUUGUUCAUGAAAAAUACAAAUACCCAUCACAUGACUAUGACAUUGCACUUGUAGAGCUUUCUAGACCCGUCCCCUGCACAAAUGCAGUGCACAAGGUUUGUCUCCCUGACGCAAAUCAUGAAUUCCAGCCGGGGCAGAAGAUGUUUGUGACAGGAUUUGGAGCAUUGCAAAAUGAUGGUUUCACCCAGAAUCACCUUCGGCAAGUACAGGUGGACUACAUAGAUACCCAAACCUGCAAUCAACCUCAAGCUUACAAUGGUGCCAUCACUCCUAGGAUGUUGUGUGCUGGCUACCUAAAAGGAGAAAAAGAUGCAUGCCAGGGCGACUCUGGAGGACCUCUGGUUGCUUCAGAUGUUAGGGAUAUCUGGUACCUUGCUGGAGUGGUGAGCUGGGGAGAUGAAUGUGGCCAACCCAAUAAGCCUGGUGUUUACACUAGAGUGACCGCCCUCCGGGACUGGAUUGCUUUCCACACUGGUAUCUAA
Molecule: messenger RNA, 1365 nt
Organism: Psammomys obesus (fat sand rat)
Lineage: Eukaryota; Metazoa; Chordata; Mammalia; Rodentia; Muridae
Product: transmembrane protease serine 11E
Exons: 10
Coding region: 1-1365 (454 amino acids)
Biological process (GO): proteolysis
Cellular component (GO): plasma membrane; extracellular region
Molecular function (GO): serine-type endopeptidase activity
Source: RefSeq, a predicted model, not a curated record